GCGACAGAGGCGGUACUAGAAGGAGCACGACUUCCGGCCGCGAGGUGAGGUUGUCGCACUUAUCAGGCGCAAUGGCGGCCCCAGCGCUUCACACGCGGCUGCCCGGAGAUGCGGCCGCUUCGGCCUCUGCGGUCAAGACGCUGGGGGCAUCGAGAGCUGGGAUUUCAGAUAUGCUUACAUUAGAGAAUGAUUUCUUCAACUCUCCCCCAAGAAAAACUGUUCGGUUUGGUGGAACUGUAACAGAAGUCUUGCUGAAGUACAGAAAGGGUGAAACAAAUGACUAUGAGUUGUUGAAGAACCAGCUGUCAGAUCCAGACAUAAAGGACGACCAGAUCAUUAACUGGCUGUUUGAAUUCCGAUCCUCCAUCAUGUACUUGACCAAAGACUUUGAGCAGCUGAUUGGUAUUCUGUUGAGAUUAAAGUGGUUGAAUAGAAGUCAGACAGUGGUGGAGGAGUAUUUGGCUUUUCUUAGUAAUCUUGUAUCAGCACAAACUGUCUUCCUCAGACCAUGUCUCAGCAUGAUUGCUUCUCAUUUUGUUCCUCCCCGAGUGGUCACCAAGGAUGGUGACAUAGAUGUUUCAGAUUCUGACGACGAAGAUGAUAAUCUUCCUGCAAAUUUUGACACAUGUCACAGGGCCUUGCAAAUAAUAGCAAGAUACGUUCCAUCGACACCGUGGUUUCUUAUGCCAAUACUGGUGGAAAAAUUUCCAUUUGUUCGAAAAUCAGAGAGAACAUUGGAAUGUUAUGUUCAUAACUUACUAAGGAUUAGUGUGUACUUUCCAAUCUUGAGGCAUGAAAUUCUGGAGCUUGUCAUUGAAAAGCUACUCAAGUUGGAUGUGAGUGCAUCCCGGCAGGACAUUGAAGAUGCUGAGGAAAUAGCAGCUCAAACCAGUAGUGGAACAGAUGCCACAGAAGGACUGUUUAACAUGGAUGAAGAUGAAGAAACUGAACACGAAACAAAGGCUGAUCCCGAGAUGCUUGAUCGGAUGGUACAUCCUGUUGCUGAACGCCUGGACAUCCUGCUGUCUUUACUUUUGUCCUACAUUAAGGAUGUCUGCUAUGUAGAUGGUAAGAUUGAUAUCAACAAAACAAAGGAUUUAUAUCGCGAUCUCAUAACCAUCUUUGACAAACUCCUGCUGCCCACCCAUGCCUCCUGCCAUGUACAGUUUUUCAUGUUUUAUCUCUGUAGCUUUAAAUUGGGAUUCGCAGAAGCAUUUUUGGAACAUCUCUGGAAAAAAUUGCAGGAUCCGAAUAAUCCUGCUGUCAUUCGGCAAGCUGCUGGAAAUUACAUUGGAAGCCUUUUAGCAAGAGCUAAAUUUAUUCCUCUUAUCACUGUAAAAUCAUGCCUAGAUCUUUUGGUUAACUGGCUGCACAUCUACCUUAAUAACCAGGAUUCGGGAACAAAGGCAUUUUGUGAUGUUGCUCUCCACGGUCCGUUUUACUCAGCCUGCCAAGCUGUCUUCUACACGUUUGUUUUUCGACACAAGCAGCUUUUAAGUGGAAACCUGAAGGAAGGUUUGAGGUACCUUCAAAGUCUAAAUUUUGAACGUAUAGUGAUGAGUCAGCUAAACCCGCUGAAGAUUUGCCUGCCCUCGGUGGUUAACUUCUUUGCCGCAAUUACAAGUAAAUACCAGCUCGUCUUCUGUUACACCAUCAUUGAAAGGAACAAUCGCCAGAUGCUCCCAGUUAUUAGAAAUACAGCUGGAGGGGACUCGGUGCAAACCUGCACAAACCCACUUGACACCUUCUUCCCCUUCGACCCUUGUGUGCUUAAGAGGUCAAAGAAAUUCAUUGACCCUAUUUAUCAGAUAUGGGAAGACAUGAGUGCAGAAGAGCUGCAGGAGUUUAAGAAACCCAUUAAAAAGGAGGUGCUAGAAGAUGAAGAUGAUGACUUUUUGAAAGGCGAAGUUGGGAUUACACCGAGCUCCUUUGACACACAUUUCCGAAGUCCUUCAAGUAGUGUGGGCUCCCCACCCGUGUUAUACCUGCCAGACCAGUCCCCUCUGAUUGCGAGGAUUUGUGAUUGAGACCACAUUCCUGCCCGUCGCCCCUUCAGUACCAGGGCUCAUAGUGUCUGAGUGUCACAUCACUUUAGAGCGAGUACCCACCUCCACAGCUUCCUUUCAAGUUAGACUCGCUCGAGCGUGUGAACAGAUGAGGUGUUUUUUUUCUUUUUGCUCCUGUACAGACAAAAGGAAAAGACUGAGUAUCAUGUGCAAUAUUUUACAAUGGAGUUGAUGGUAAAUGUUGAAGGUGUGGCUUAUUUAAUGUAUGCUUUAUUGUAUGUUACAGCUUUUUGACAUAAUUAUUGUGAAAUUUCUGAGAUCAGCAAAAGCCUAUUUUAACAAAUUGCAUUUUUAACACGGGUUUUGGUAGAGCCAUGGUCACAGGACUUUGCUGAUCUGACUUCUGUGAAAAUCAUCCAAGACACUAUUUAAAGUCUGUAGAAUGAGUGUGUUUCAGAUCCAUUGUUUACCUUCUGCUGGAACUGCAUUUGUGUUGGGAUUUCAGUGGGGUCCCGAGAAGACAGGAAAGUGGGGAGAUGGCCGGAGCUAGUCCCAGCCGCUGAAAGUUGGAGCUGGUACCGAGGAGGAUCGCCAGGGAUGUCAGAGACCAAUAAAAGCCUGGAGGGAAGAGAGGAUUUAGGGAAACAGUCAGACAGAACUCAUACACUCGUGAGUACAAAUGGAGUUCCAGGUAAAUGUAACUCCCGUCCUGAGGCUCCCAAGAUGCUGUGAGAACUGGAACUACUUGUUUGUAAUGGAAUGUUACAUUGAUUUGUUGUUCUUUUACUAUAAUCAGUUGACCAGUUCUCAGUUUGCGAAUUUCUUGGGGCGGGCAGGGGCGGUUUUUAGCUUUCGUGUUGGAAUGGUUUUGCUGGCACAAACAGGCCGCUGUUACAGCUACAGUGUCUGUCUCCUGGCUGUUCUAUCAUGGAUUCCUCCUCUGGCCAGGUUCUUUUUGUAUUUUUAUAACUAAACACCAAGACAGGAGUCUAAACUACCUUGCUUUAUAACCAAUUUAUGCAAGCACCACUCAAGUUAUUUUGAAGCUCAUGCAUAUUUUAGCUUCAUUCUUUAUUUGUGUACUUUUUCAUUACUUAUGAAAAUGGACAUCUUUAAACAUAUUUAUUUUUCUGCCACUUUUCCAAUUUUUUUUAUUUAAAGGCAAGUAAUAUUUUCUGGAUCACAGAUAUUUUGUAAUGAAAUACUUUGACUUUCUUAGGGCUUUGUAUGUUCUUGUAUAAUUAUAUUGACGGCAAUGCAGAGUUUGGAUUUCGGUCUGUAAAUACAUUUUUGGAAAACAAAUUUUUAUUGGCUUUACACAGUUUUGGAUACUGGUGAUUUUCUUUUGGUGACUUGGUGGAAAGUCAUUUGAGAACCUUUAGGGUCUCUGUUUUUUUUAACUGCUGACUAAAAAGUGGGAUUUUUGUAUACUGGAUAAAAUGAGUACAUGAAAUGUGUCCAUAGAAGUUAAUAUCAAUGUUGGGCUUUUGUGGGUUGGAAAGUAGCUCUAAGGUAGAGGGCUGUAUUUAUAAAUAAGUAUUUAAUUUCAAAGGAGCUUGAGAAAAAAAUCCAUUGUGAAAAUAAAAUAAUGACAUGGAACUCUUGUUCUAAUGCCAGUAAAGGGAGGUACCCCAAUAAAGAGCCUUCUCAUACAAA
Molecule: messenger RNA, 3662 nt
Organism: Hipposideros armiger (great roundleaf bat)
Lineage: Eukaryota; Metazoa; Chordata; Mammalia; Chiroptera; Hipposideridae
Gene: RRN3
Product: RNA polymerase I transcription factor RRN3
Exons: 18
Coding region: 72-2027 (651 amino acids)
Biological process (GO): transcription initiation at RNA polymerase I promoter
Cellular component (GO): nucleus
Molecular function (GO): RNA polymerase I core binding; RNA polymerase I general transcription initiation factor activity
Source: RefSeq, a predicted model, not a curated record